GACGUCACAUUUGCCUGUCACACGGCGGUAAACAGAAUGACGUCAUAUGUGUGGGACGCUGAGUUGCCGGUGGAUGGAGGAGUGAAGGUGACAGAAUAAUAAUAAAAUUGAAUUUAGUGAUUUAUUCUCCUCCGCUCUGAAACUCGGGAACUCCUCACCUGAGCGCUGACGUCACAGAGGACUUUGUGGGGGGUGGGGGUCACCAUGUGGAGUGUGGGGGGAUCAUUGAGGUCCAGCUUCCUGCAGCUCCGCCUCCCUCAGCUUCCUGUUCGAGGAGUCUGUUCAACUGUGAUCCACAGGAAGUCAACUGCACCUGGUCUCACCUGGUCUGCACCUGCAUCUGUUGGACUCACUUCAGUCUGCUGUCAGAGGUCACUUGUCAGGACUGCCUCAGGUGUCAGUGGUGGGGAUGUUGCAGGUGUUGCAGGUGCUGCAGGUGCAUCCGGCUGGUACAGCAGCCUGGCGGACUCUGCUCUUGUUCACCUGUGUGAACACUUCCUGGUGAGUGUCCAGCAGGUGAGCGGGCUGCCAUGGUGGAUGAGUAUCGCUGUGGCAACGUUGUCGGUCAGGACACUCAUCACUCUGCCGCUUGCCGCCCACCAGCUGGUCAUCGUCUCCAAGGUGGAGGGGCUGCAGAUGGAGAUCUCUGAGCUGGCGAAGAGACUUCGAUACGAAGUUUCAGUCCGAGCAAGAGAGAGAGGCUGGACCGACAAACAGAGCCGGUUCCACUUCCAGAAGAACCUGCGUCGGCUUGUUUCUCAGCUCUACAUCAGAGACAACUGUCACCCCUUCAAAGCCAGUCUGCUGGUCUGGGUUCAGCUACCCCUCUGGAUCAGCCUCUCUCUGGCCCUUCGAAACCUGAGCCUGGAUCAGUCUGCGCUGCAGUGUGAUCUGGCAGCAGGGGGCGCUCUGUGGUUCUCGGACCUCACCUCACCUGACUCCACCUGGAUCUUGCCGGUCUGUCUGGGACUCAUCAACCUGCUCAUUGUGGAGGUGUUUUCUCUUCAGAGAGUCAGUCCGACUCGGUUCCAGAAGCUGGUCCUGAACUUCACCAGAGGAUUCUCAGUCCUGAUGAUCCCCAUCGCUGCUACCGUCCCCUCGUCCAUGGCUCUGUACUGGUUUACCUCCAGUCUGUUGGGAUUCAGUCACAACCUUCUCCUUCGUUCUCCUGCGAUCCACAAAAUCCUCAAACUCCAAACUCCUCGCUCAGACUCUCCAUACAGAGACCUGCUGUCUGCGUUCAUCAGCAAAUACUACAAAUAAAUACACAGACUACUGCAAAUAUAAAGUACUUCAGCUGUAUAUAUGUUUUCUAUCAGUGUGCCUCAGACCUGGUCCAUGUGAUUUAUGGUUUAAACAUUCAAACUCUUGUUAAAUUAUUAUCCAUAAACAUUCAUUCAACACUCUAAUACUCAGUGUUAAAAUUUCAUAAUAUUACAUUAAACUCUGCAGUUAAAUCCUGCUCUGCAAAAAUGAACCAAAAAGAGUUUGAACAAUAACAGGAAGAAUAAAUGUGACCUCUGACUCUGGGAUAUUUCCUGUUUGUUUUUAUCCCACCGACCAGCUGACAAUUGACAUCCUGCCGUUUUAUAAAGCCCUCAAACAUC
Molecule: messenger RNA, 1607 nt
Organism: Seriola dumerili (greater amberjack)
Lineage: Eukaryota; Metazoa; Chordata; Actinopteri; Carangiformes; Carangidae
Product: mitochondrial inner membrane protein COX18
Exons: 7
Coding region: 205-1263 (352 amino acids)
Biological process (GO): mitochondrial respiratory chain complex IV assembly; protein insertion into mitochondrial inner membrane from matrix
Cellular component (GO): mitochondrial inner membrane
Molecular function (GO): membrane insertase activity
Source: RefSeq, a predicted model, not a curated record